Molecule: messenger RNA, 375 nt
Organism: Aureobasidium melanogenum CBS 110374
Lineage: Eukaryota; Fungi; Ascomycota; Dothideomycetes; Dothideales; Saccotheciaceae
Exons: 2
Coding region: 1-375 (124 amino acids)
Source: RefSeq, a predicted model, not a curated record
AUGUCCCCUGCUCAGGCACCACCUACUCAAGAUCCUCUUGACGCUCUCGACCACAAACGCCUUCCAGAGCUUCAGUACCUCAGCACAUUCUGUCCCUUCAGUCUCAACUCUAAGCCCUGCCCUCAAGGCACAAAGUGCGCGCUCAAGCGUCUCUGCUCCGUCCUCUGCGCUUUCCGCACCAAGCGCGAGUACUGCGACGGCCACCAUGAUGUUGCUCCACUCUGUGAGCAGUUCUUGACUGACAAGGGCUGCAAGUACCGUAAGGAGGAUGAUCAUCCUUGGCUUGCUAGGAGUCAUGAUGUUGAGUUGAGAUGUUGCAUGGAUGUCAUGCUCAAGCCUCAUCGUCUUGGUCUUUAUGGUGUGCAGCACUUUUGA